UGUCGAAUUCUAAAACCCUGGAAAACCAACGCAAAAACCCUUUUCAACGUUUGUUCAUUCCAAUUCUCCAUCCCCACUUUGUUCAUUGUUGAACCUAGCAGUAGCAGACAGAGCUCUACUAUAAUGGGUUCAGGCUUCGUAUUCGAGCCUCCUAGCGACGAAGAACUCGAAGACGACAUUCAUUCCGGCGACGACAAUGCCCCCGAAUCUGCCUGGGACUUCGCCGCCUACUCCGAAGCCGUCGCCGAAGAACACGCCCGCCGUCACACCACCUCCGUCGACCAGAAAAUCCACAAGCUUCGUCAACAGCGCGUCGUCUCUCUCCCUAACGACUCCGACUCCGACUCCGACUCCGAAUCCAAUAAACAAGAGGAUUACAAGCCUGACGAAGGAGAUGAUGAUGAAAACGAUGUUGUUGAAAGUGAUAAGCCUUUCUUUGCAGCUGCUGAAGGUGUUUCGUAUCAAGCUAAAUCGUUUUUGGAGCUUAAUCUUUCAAGGCCAUUGCUUCGAGCUUGCGAAGCGUUAGGGUACUCUAAGCCUACACCAAUCCAGGCUGCUUGUAUACCAUUGGCGAUGGCCGGACGUGAUAUUUGCGCGAGUGCAAUAACCGGUUCUGGGAAGACCGCAGCUUUUUCACUGCCGACCUUGGAGAGGUUGCUAUACCGCCCAAAGCGUGUGCCGGCAAUUAGGGUUCUUAUUCUCACUCCAACAAGGGAGCUAGCUGUGCAGGUUCACAGUAUGAUAGAAAAACUUGCUCAAUUUACAGAUAUAAGAUGCUGCCUGAUUGUUGGUGGGCUAUCAAAUAAGGUGCAAGAGGCUGCAUUAAGGUCGAUGCCAGAUGCCGUUGUGGCAACUCCAGGGCGUAUGAUUGACCAUUUACGUAAUUCAAUGUCUGUGGAUCUAGAUGAUCUUGCUGUCUUGAUUCUUGAUGAGGCUGAUCGACUUUUGGAGCUUGGAUUUAAUGCUGAGAUCCAAGAACUCGUCCAUAUGUGUUCAAAACGGAGGCAGACAAUGCUGUUUUCUGCUACAAUGACUGAAGAGGUGGCAGAGCUUGUCAAACUAUCUUUAAAGAAACCACUACGUCUGUCAGCUGAUCCAUCUGCCCAACGACCAGCAGCUUUGACUGAGGAGGUUGUGAGAAUAAGAAGAAUGCGUGAAGCACAUUAUGAGGCAGUGCUUCUUGCAUUAUGCUCAAAAACAUUCACAUCCAAAGUAAUCAUUUUUAGUGGAACCAAGCUUGCUGCUCAUAGGUUGAAGAUCUUAUUUGGGUUAGCAGGCUUAAAAGCAGCCGAGAUUCAUAGCCAUCUUACACAAGCACAGCGUCUUGAUUCUCUUGAACUUUUCAGAAAACAGGAAGUAGACUUCUUGAUUGCAACAGAUGUUGCUGCUCGAGGGCUUGACAUAGCUGGGAUUCGGACAGUUAUUAAUUAUGCUUGUCCUCGUGAUCUCACAACAUAUGUGCACCGAGUGGGUCGUACAGCAAGAGCUGGUCGGGAAGGAUACGCAGUCACAUUUGUCACUGAUAAUGAUCGCUCUCUACUAAAAGCCAUUGCUAAAAAGGCUGGUUCUAGGUUAAAGAGCAGAAUUGUUGCUGAAGAGUCCAUUAAUAAGUGGGCACAAACAAUUGAGCAGAUGGAAGAUCAGGUUGCUACUAUUCUUCGAGAAGAGAAAGAAGAAAUGGCUUUGAGAAAAGCAGAGAUGGAAGCAGCAAAGGCUGAAAAUAUGAUUGAGCACAGGGAAGAAAUAUUUUCCCGGCCCAAAAAGACGUGGUUUAUAACAGAGAAGGAAAAGAAUUUAAUUGCAAAGGAGGUGAAGGGAUACUCGGAGACGAAGAAAAAUUCUGGUAAUGUCGUUGUCAGUGCCCAGCAAGCAGAAGAUUUGAAAUUGAAGGAAAAGAGGAAACGAGAGCGUGAGAAAAACUUGCCCCGGAAAAAGCGCAGAAAGCUGGAAGCGGAGAGAGAGAUGCUGGAAGAGGAAAAUGAGUCUGAUGAUUCAGAAGGGGAAAAUAAAAAGAGUAAGAAAGAUAAAAGUGGAAUACCGCUUGUCGAGGUUGCCUAUCGCAAAGCAAAAGCAAUCAAGGCUGGGAAAAAAGCACAAGAUGGUGGUAAAAAUAUCAAAAAGAUGGGGAAGAAAGCAGCACAACCUCAGUCAAGAACAGAUGAGAUGCAGGAGCUAUUCCUGACUGAUAUGAGUGAGAAACGGGGAAAAAAGAACCUUCAGCAUGUUCAAAAGAAGUCAAGGAAUUCAUUUAAGAGUAAAUCAAGGUAUAAGCGAAGGUAGGCAUUUUAUCCAGGUCAAGAUCUCUGACUAAGUUUUGGAGGCAGGCAAGAAAUGAACUUGGGCGAUUUCAACUUCCAUGGAAAAUCUACUUUUUAAAAGUGAAGUGCAAUUUUGUUGGGCAAUCUUCAGAGUAACUAAAGAGUUGCAAUUGUUCUGCAUCUCAGCAGGACGGAUAACAGUGGGCAUGCUAGAUACUGAAUUUUACCUGGCCUGUCCUUGUAUAUUUGGCGGGCUUUGAGGUUUAUAUGCUAUGUGACUACGCUGCGGUUCGAAGGAAAAGCUUUAUAAUGGCAUUUUUUUCAUUUUUGUUCGAUAUAAUGGCAUUUUUUUUAAGUUGUAAAAGAUGAUUGGCAGUAAUAUUAAUAGCAUUUUUUUAAGAGUAAUAUUUAUGGCAUUUUUUUUAAAGUUCAAUA
This is a messenger RNA of Chenopodium quinoa (quinoa), 2693 nucleotides long. RefSeq names its product DEAD-box ATP-dependent RNA helicase 28-like. Lineage: Eukaryota; Viridiplantae; Streptophyta; Magnoliopsida; Caryophyllales; Amaranthaceae. The transcript has 11 exons. The record is from RefSeq and is a predicted model, not a curated record. Bases 124 to 2280 code for a protein of 718 amino acids. Gene Ontology annotation, molecular function: RNA helicase activity; ATP binding; nucleic acid binding.